This is a messenger RNA of Aspergillus saccharolyticus JOP 1030-1, 813 nucleotides long. RefSeq lists its product as uncharacterized. The record is from RefSeq and is a predicted model, not a curated record. Bases 141 to 551 code for a protein of 136 amino acids. The transcript has 2 exons. NCBI's taxonomy places the organism in Eukaryota, Fungi, Ascomycota, Eurotiomycetes, Eurotiales, Aspergillaceae.
GCACAAGAAGCCACGUGAUAACAAAUUCUGGUCACGUGGUUAAAUUUUUGGGCAUCAAAGAGCCCCGCACUGGAGCUCCGGCUUCUUGAAAUUCAGUCUCUAAGUGUUUUCCCUUUCACGUCUCUUUACUGAUAGAGGCAAUGCCUCAUGAUACCAUGUUUCUCCAACGACAAGAUAUUUCCGAAGCGAUGAAGAGCGCCCUUACGAGGAUCAGGGAACUUAUCCUGGCCGAGAAGGUCAGCACAGAGGAAAAGAGGCAAGGGGGAUGGAAAUAUGGCGGUAAAGAGCUUGAAUUCGAGAUGAGACUAUUGAAUGAUGCAAUGGAUAGCAAGUACAAAGUGCUUGACUCUAAUGUAUUUCAUUUCGUGAACGGCGCGAUUAUCCACAAUCCCACGAAAAGUCUAGUCAUGAUCCCACUGAAUGGAACCCCUAAACUCAACUCUGGCGAACCUCUUUUACUCGACACUUCUUAUUAUACCGAGGAAAGGCAGUUGCUUUUUGGUGAGCAAUGGGAUAUCAUACUAGCUGCGAUGGAGAAGGACACGCCAUGAGAGCAAGGGGAAUUCAGCCAGUGCAUGUGGAAUAGCUUGGAAUACAUGCAAGAGCGUUUUGUACUGCGAUCGGUAUUUCGUCUGUUAAUAGCGGAGAAGGAGAUGGAUCUUCUGGUGGCCCAUAGAGAUGGAGUCGGUCAGCAGGGUUGACUCCUAUGUAGGUUCUGGGUACUUCUUGCGGGUCAACAACAUGCGGAUACCCGAACGGAACGCAAUUCUGCAACAAUGGUGACCUCGUAUCUCGUGCGAUAAGUAUACACGG